Messenger RNA from Cryptotermes secundus, 369 nucleotides. RefSeq lists its product as uncharacterized. The record is from RefSeq and is a predicted model, not a curated record. The coding region runs from base 1 to 369 and encodes 122 amino acids. Lineage: Eukaryota; Metazoa; Arthropoda; Insecta; Blattodea; Kalotermitidae. The transcript is spliced from 2 exons.
AUGGAGAAUCGUCGCGUCACAAUUGCGGAACUCAGCAGUCAUGUCCUGCAGAUUUCCCGCUCCUUGUUGCAUGAAAUUGUCACGGAGCACCUGUUCAGGAAAUUAUGCGCCAGGUGGGUGCCGAAGCAACUGACACCAGAACACAAAACAAAGCGCAUGGAGUCAGCAUUGACCUUUCUGCAGCAGUACUAUGAUGACGGCGACCAGUUUCUGGACCGGAUCGUCACAGCAUUGAAAGGACAGGAGGAAUGUAGUGGAGGCCACAUCAAGGUAACACAAAAAGGAACAUUCUCUUGUGUGUUGUUCUUGGAGCCUUAUGAUGCAGCUGAAGGGCUUGAAGCAAAGAAAUGCCCAGAUAAGGGUUAUUAA